AUGUGCAAUACCGAUUGUCGAUAAACAGCUUUUUGAUAAAUUGUAUCUAUUUUGCGUUUAAAGAAGCGUAUUUAUUAAAGAUAAAGACAACAGCGAGGCCCAAAUUAUAUUUUCUACGUAAAAAACGUUGAGAUGAGCGCACGUAGCUUACGUCAACGCCCCCAACGCAAAGUUGGAGAAACAGCUGACGACAAUACAAACACCGAAGUGGAAAAAACAAAGCGCAAAGGAAAGAAGAGAGGUUGCUAUUAUGAAAAGAAAAACAGCGCCUAUGAUGAAUACGGAAAUAUAAGAUGGAGUGGCGCAGAUGUUUGUGAUUGUAUGAACGACGAAUGCUGUGGAUGUUGGUCCGAGUGUGGAAAUUGUGGCUCCACCCGAUGCGGUCCCCAAUGCCGAGUGCACCGAAAAUUCUUCUAUGAAAACAUUAUUUAUGACGGCAAGGAACUAACGGUUUCCAACAAGAAUAUUCCUAGCAAAACAUAAUAUUUGUAUUUAGAAUAAGUACUCAAAUUAAUAUAAGUUUUCAAUAUUUUGUAAUCAAUGUAUGUAAAAUUAAAUAAAUAUUAAAUUAUCCACA
Molecule: messenger RNA, 577 nt
Organism: Drosophila innubila
Lineage: Eukaryota; Metazoa; Arthropoda; Insecta; Diptera; Drosophilidae
Product: ARL14 effector protein-like
Exons: 1
Coding region: 133-483 (116 amino acids)
Cellular component (GO): intracellular membrane-bounded organelle
Source: RefSeq, a predicted model, not a curated record